Molecule: messenger RNA, 8965 nt
Organism: Pocillopora meandrina
Lineage: Eukaryota; Metazoa; Cnidaria; Anthozoa; Scleractinia; Pocilloporidae
Source: the annotation of a GenBank genome assembly
CUUCGUCAGUCACAAGCACAAUGCAGUCAAAUGCAAUUGAUUCAUUGAUUGUUCCUUUACACUUCCGCAACCGCUAGAUCGCUGUCCGCUUGAAAUAUGGCUGAAGGAGGCUCGGGGAGUGUAGAUAUUUUACUUUCUAUGGGCAUAGUCCGAAAAAGAGUUCAAGGAAACUGUUUCGUGACCAUUGGGGGUGCAUCGAUCAUAAAAUACCCUUCGUCGCAAAAGGAAAGUCCGCCAGACCCUAGUCAGAACGCCGCGUCGGUCGAACAAAAAAACUACAAAACAGUGGUAGCUACAACCAGUGAAGUAGUUUCUAAAGCGGAUUUAACCUCCAGCACACCUUGGAGGGUGGAAUUCCUACCCGACAAGUGGUAUAAACGCAACACUGAAAAAUUCAGCCUUGUCGGUGUUGAGUUCAUGGAAAUGCAUCUUUCCAAUGGAGCGUCAAGUCUCACGUUAUUCCCGACAGAAUCAUUGUACAAGGAAACGUGGUUUCCACAAUUCAUAUCCGGAAAUGAUUGGGCAUCAAAUCGAUCCCAAUCAUGCUAUCAGGCACAAAGAAAAACGAAGGUAAAAGACACCAAGAUCGAGUUCAUUUGCUAUGUCUUGGUGGCAGAUGACACGACAGGGAAGUUUCACGUCGCAUGUUACGUCCUCUCUGCAGACGAACGUGGCUCGUACUAUCUACACCCCCACGGCAACAAAGCUAAACUAAAAAAGUUAGACGACUUCCAGCCAACAGAGAGACCGAAAGGCUCAGUCAUCCUAAACGAAGACGGAUACGUCGUUGGAUUUCUUGCGUUUAGUGAUACUGAUGAGAUCCAUCCAUUGUUUUUACCUGAUUAUCUCCAAGGUAUGUUAUUAUUGAACCACAAUUUGAUGACUUCCUUUUCUAGAAUAUUCUUUCAAUUAAUAUGAUCAACGAGGUUUAGAAGAAAACUUUUCUUGGAUAGAAUGAACGAAGACAAAUAAAUAACUUUUUAGCUUAGAAAACCAAAUUAUUUCAAUAAAUACAGGUUUCCGUCCUUGCAAAUGUUCAGAGAAUUUUCAUUGAAAGGUUCUUUCAAACUUCUUAAGAGUAAAAGUCAUUGUUUAAAAAUGUGGCGCGAUUCCAAAAAUUAUUUUGGUUUUUAGUGGACGGAUUUGCCGAGCUUGUGCAUAUACAGUCAAAAAUUAUACGGUUCUGAUUAAGACUGCCGGGCUCGGUCUCCAGUAGACUAAAUGCCUGGCAGUCAGAAAAUUGAACCUGUCGGAAAUAUGCAAAAUUUGUUCUGAAAUGCCAAGUUAAGAUUUAUUUUGUCGUUUUGAGUGGAAGAAUUUUCCGAGACUGUGCAUACCGUAAAAUAGCUGGUUUUCCACACUUAGAAAUUCUAGGUGCCGUUUCCGAGCAUCAGUAAGAAAAUUUGUCCAUUAAAAAAUCCAUCACGUUAAACAUGAAAUUUUUUUCAAAUUCGCUUGGCAUUCCGAAACAAACAUCGAAUGUACUCAACACGUUGAUGAGAAGUUAUCUACGAGAAUUUGGUAAAUGUCGCGUGUCGACAACCGAGCGAUUUUUCAGUAUACGUAAGCUCUGAACAAUUGUCAACUAAAAAAAAACCAAAUAUUUUAUUAGAAUCGCUUGACAUUUCUAGACAAACAUCUGAUACUCUUAAAAAAUAUGCCGUAUACAUGUUAAAAGUACAACCGCACCGUCGCGUUACACGAUCGAUAUACUAGUAAGUGGAUUCGAUUGGAAAACUUUCGCUUAUUGAAAACAGUAACAGCGAAACACGUCACUUAAACAGUAAUAUACUUUGAAAUGCUACAGCUUGUCCAGGUAAUUCAUCCGUAUCAUUUUGGGUGUCAAAAUUAAAAAUAUUAUAUUUUGAUCAAUCACAUAGUCUUCUACUGCACAACAAUAGACAGUUUUUACAGCACCGGUAUCGUAGAGGUCAUGGGUUCAAAUCCCGCACAGGCCUGAAUUUUUUUCACUACUGCUCAAGUAGUGUUCAUUACUACGAAGAUCGCUUUCAUAUUCACAAUAGACAGUUUGUUUGAUAUAUAACAACAAGAUGAUGAAAAUUAAAAAAAAGAGAUGGAAUAAUACCCCCAGUCGUACAAUCGGAAACUGAGUGAAUGAUACGAAUUAUAUUGUUGAGGACAUAAUCCUCGCAAAGGAGCUGAAAUAAAUAAAUUACAGAAAACAAACCUGGAAAAAAGUGACCAACAAUGGCUUCAUACCUUAAAUGGUUGUAGCGCUCAAUUAAAUAUCUGGGAGGCACGGGUUCAAAUCCUGACGAAGCCUAAAUUUGUUUUCUCAGGAUCCUUUUCUGUAUAUGCCGCCUUAAUUGCAGUUCAACUGUGGGGGUCAUAUCUUCAAUAGUUCCCUAACUAAAUUUUUAAUUGCAAAAGUAAUUUGUAUCAUCAGCAAUUGAUUUGCUCUUGUUACGGAGUUUCACUUCUAGCACUUUCACCUUUCAUGAACAGUGCAGAUCAGUUUAAAAGUUUAAAACGUAAUCCAACAGAGAACAAGACGAGGUAACAAACUCUGGCAUGACAGAGGUUAAGUUUCGCUAAUGUUUUGUGCAAUGUAAAGUUGUUUUUGCAAUGGACGUUUUAAUUUGCAGAUAACGACGUUCCAAGACAGGCCUUAUCGACUGAGGCUACCCAUAACCCUGAGGACCAUAACCAAAACAAAACCGACGAGAAUCACAUGUUACAAGUCACCAUAAUAGAUAGUAAGAACGUACUUAAGAAUUUUAGCGAAAAGAGGUGACGCAGACCUGAGAGCACUUUUGCCAGGCUUUAAUACUAAAUUCUGUAUCAGUUAGUAUCUAGGGUUUUUAUGAAUGAAUCAAGACAAUAACUUCCAGUUUUUGUUCUUCUUUUAACUUGGUGAUACUUGGAUUAACCACUUUCAUCAACAGGAGUCUCUGUUGGGCUUUGUCACCUCUGUUCUCCAAAAAUUAUUCAAAUUUCUUCUUUUUUUUUACUCUCUCAGUUCUAUCCAAAAUAAGCCAAAUUUCAGUGACUUUUCAACGAUCUUUAUUCUAAUUCUAAUUUAAGGCUUACUUGUUAUCAUACUUAAUACUUACAAUUUUUCUCAAACCUUUAAAUACUGUCUCCUAUUUUCUUUUAAGCUAACUCGCUUUUAAGUCUAUGAUUGAUGUACAUGGCUUCCAUAUAAUGCACUAAUUCUUACCAUUUCCGAUGCACUUAGAACAGAUUGUUGGAAGUCAAAAUGAACCACGGGAUAUGUCUUACACAUCACACAACAGAGAUUUACUCAAGAAGUCUUUAAGUGAGCAGUUGACACCCAGGGCACAAAGGAGGCUCUUUAACUGCCAAAGUGUGUUGGAGCCGAUUCCUCUCAACGAAGGUACUUAACAUCCCUAAGACCAGGGCCCAUACCCUACUGUUUAUGAGUAAAAAUUAAAUUUCUUUCUAGGAAACUUCUCUGAUGUUUUCCAAGACCAGUUAUGACUUCUUUUCAAAGGAAUGUAAACACAAAAGAGCGAUCGUGGUAUUUCCUGCUUUUAGUUGUCAUUAAAAUCGUUUCAGCCAUUUUCCGUGAUUUUCCAAACUCAACUGACUUAGAUUUCCAGUCCUGAAAAAUGACAUAGCAGAAUUAAAAGACUUUUACAGUUUUUCAUGACCCACACCAACACAGUUAAAAGUAUUUCAAUCUCUUAGGUGGAAACUCUUCCACAUCUCAAAUGUUUUGAAAUUAGCUUACAGUGCAGGCGUCUUAUUAGGGCAAGCAAACGCUACAAGCUCGCGAUCGUUUAUCCGACCGGCUAUGUUUGAUUUGGAAUUAGAGUGGACGGUGGGAGUAUGGGGCAAGGACAGGGCAAUCUUCAAUCCCCCAGCCCCACCCCUCCGCUGCCAUUAAAAUCAAAGAUGAUGGUCAUAAUUUUCGUUCAGAAAAUACUGAGCACUCGCUUGCCAAAAUUACGCCUGCUCUGCAGGUUAUCUUGAAAUGGGCCUAAGCCACUCAUAGAGGUUGAAAACAGGCACCUACAACUUGUUUGGCUUGCUGAUUGCUACCAACUAUAAGAAUUUUGAUAAACUGUGGUAGAUGAGGCCUUGCUUUGGAAGCACUACUCAUAUGUGCAUGCCUUUGAUGUGUUGUAUGGUGAGAAGCAAAGAGUGAAGGGUGGAUGUAAAGUAGAAUUAACUGAAGGAUGGCAAUGAGACCAUUUUUCUCAAUGUACAUAAACCAAACAAAGAAAAUGCAGUGUAUCUUCCAUUGCUACUUUUAAGUUAUUAAAAUUCCUCAUGGUGAGAACACAGAACAGAAGUGUUGUGAAAAUGAGAAAUUAACAAUUCAAAGUACACUGAGGCUGAUACAUAAAAUGUCAAGCUGAACUCCUUACCCAUUACCUUCACCUGCUACCCCACCUACCCACCAUAGAAGUGUUAAUUGUCUCCUCAUAAACACAGGAAAUGGAAGUAAAUGAUGAUAUAAGAGAAAAGAAUGUUUACAAGUGUCUUCAAGAUGAAAAGAGGUGGCCUCUAACAAAAAUAUAAUAAACAAACUUUACUUAUCCUUAAACCUAGACUUACCAAUUACCUUAUGAUAUUAACUUUCUUGUCUCAGAAACAUUGGUUGGAAAAACCAUAUUAGAGGGUCGCGUCUUCAUAAAAGACAAACUCUCCUAUUCCUUGGAUACAUCUUUUAAGCGUGUUCAAAACUGGAGGCACUUGGCUGAGCUUAAUGAAGUUUCCACUGACCAGUCACAGGAGCGCCUCUCUAAGUCUGAAGCACUAUUUGAGGUGGUAGUGUCACGCAAUCCAAACCUCUUGAUUGGUGAUGUGAAAGCCCUCCUAAGCAAUCUGAAAAUGAUUGAAGUGAGGAAUUACUUAAAAAGACAUGAUGGUAUGUUAAAAAUAUGUGUCAUAGCUUAACUUCAAAAAUUUGAUUUUGCCACUAUUCACUAAAGAAUCACAAAUUUCAGAUCAAAAGUAGCCUGACAAAGAAAAGGCAGCUUUUAAUUUCCCAAGUAACUGCAUUAUAUAAAUAUUUGAAGACAAUCAUUGGCAAAAGCCCUUCAAAACAUUUAAUCAAUGAUAACCUUCCUUUCAGUUUCUCAUAAUAAAAAGGCUCAAAGUUAACUUUUUAGUGCAAUAGCAAAAUCUUAAUGGUGAAGUUUGAAGGAAGUAAAAAAAGGCAAAACAGCUGAGCCACCAUCAAUUUAUUGACUUUCUUUUCCUUUCCUGUUCUCAUUCAAGAAUUUGCCAUCAGCUCUGCACCAUAUUUUCCCCACCUAACAGGGUGCCCUUCAUUUACAAAAACAACAACAAAAAACCAAGGUUUUUUGCAUGGUAAUAACACUGACAAUUGAGAUGCAAAAAUAUUUUCAUUGGUAGAUAAAAUCAAGAUUAAAGACUUUUUACAAAGUCAGGAUCCAAUCAUCCUAAGUGAAGUUUUCCUCAAGCUUGACCAUCUUCCAGACAGCAAAUGGCAAAGUUUGGGACUCAAGCUGGGUAUGGAGCAUGACGACCUACAGCAAAUAAAGAUUGAUUGUGCAAAUCAGAACGAAAAUCCAGCCCAUGAGCUAAUAGAGUACAUUUAUCGCAGAGAGCCAACAAUGACCAUGGGUAGAUUCAAGAAACAUUUGACAAAUAUUCAAAGAAAUGAUGUGAAGGAUAAACUGGACAGCAUGAAAGGUAUUUUUGUAAUGAGUGGUAAUAUUUGUAAUAUCAUUCAAACCCUUUGAAUAUUAAUAAAUCUUUUCUAUCAUGCCUCAAGUCAGACAUCAUGUGUGAGGGUGUCACCCUCCCUCCCCACACACAUUUUGUAAACUGUGGGAAGGCAAUCCCUGAGAGCUAUCCUCUGAGAUAUUUUUGCAAGAAUGUGCUCCCCAUUCCUCUAAUUCUGACCAAUGGAAGCUAUGGUAGUUCCUCCAUUUCUACCAUAGCUUCAUCCCUUCAACCCUUUGAAUAUUAAUAAAUCUUUUCUAUCAUGCUUCAAGUCAGACAUCAUGUGUGAGAGUGUCAUCAAAUCUAAACAUCACCCUCCCUCCCUCCCCAUAUAAAUUUUGUAAACUGUGGGAAGGCAAUCUCUGAGAGCUAUCCUUGGAGAUAUUUUUGCAAGGAUGUGCUCUCCAUUCCUCUAAUUCUGACCAAACCAUGAUAUUUCUCUUGUUUAUCUUCACACCUUUCCUCUGAAAUCCAUGUGUCUUUGUUCUUUCAUCAACUGCGAAGUUAAACUAGCCACUCACUUUACACAUAUAAUCAUAAUUCCUCAUUCUUUUAUCCACUGCCUAGCCAAACGAGCCACUAGACAUAUGCUCCUUCAAAAGUGGACCUGUAUUGUGUAAUUCCUCCCUUUCAACUAUAGCUUCAUCCCUAAACAAAGCAUUUCAUUGUCAUAACUAGAAGCGUAGUAGUAUAUUUCUGCAUAAAAAAGGUCAAAUAAAAUUCUCCACGGACCAAUAGGCCAUUUCAUAGUUGUGUACUAAGUUGCCAAGCCUUUGAUUUGAAGUGAGGCUGAAGGUGACUUUGUUGUGAUAGAGACCAGUAUCUAAUAAGCAUGAUAACAAAGUCAUUUACAUUUGAAAAGCAGCAAGGUUUGUAUCAUAACAAGGUAACUCUUAGCCCCACUCCUGUUCAAAGGCUUGGCAACGAAGCACGCAACUGUAAAAUGGACUAUUAGCUAUGUGAGGGUAAAUAUUUUGCAAAGGAUUUUUUUACGAUAACAACCUGAAUCUCACUACCAGAAAUCAGCCGUGUAGACAGUGAAAAGAUUUUCAAAUACUAAUCCCGGCGUAAAGUACCUUACAAGACGAAAAGUUUCUUCGGUUCCUUAAAGAAAAAAAACAACCAAGCGAAAUAUUGCACGACGCCAUUUGCUCUCCAAGGACGACAGCACGAACAUGCACGUUCGCAAUGGACCUAUCCGCUGACAAUUUCUAGUGAGAUUGCUUUGCAAGUUAUGAGAAUGCUGCAGUUCGCAAAUGGCCGCGUUACUCGCCAACUAAUGACAGAACAGAUUCUAUGUUUCCAUGCGUCUGCUCACGUAUGGAUCACAAAUGACGUUAAAAUGUGGUAAGAACAAAAAAGUGUCACUGAUAUUCUCACCACAUUUUGACGUCUUUUGUGAUCUAUUAUCAUACAAACCCAAGGCAACAAAGCUGUUAAGACACGACUGGUCAGCUUGACUCUUACAUCGUAAAACAAACAAUUGAACGUUUAUUAUUUUUUUUAAACCACGAUGAACAACACUUCUUUCUGUAUCAACAUAGCAUAUAUUUGUGUCAUAUGAUAAAAAGGCAAAAUGUUGUUAAUCGUGACGUUCAUUAUGCGUUCGUCCUCCAAUAGAUCAUAAGAGGACCAAUCAAAGUACGUGUAGUAUUCAGCUUAUUGUAUAUUAAUCCGUCAUAGAUAGUGAGUAGAGUGAGUAACCCAACAGACCCUAACAGUGUGCAGCUAUAACAAAUUAAAAUAAAAAGAGAGCCUGUCCUCUCAUCAAAUUGUGAAUGACUAGCAAAUUUAUACUUAAAGAGUUUGGAUUAUUUUCUCUCGAUUUCUUUGCGUGUAUGAUAGACAUUUCGAGCUCAUAAUAUAAUUGUUAAAAUACUAGACACGAGUAUUGGUUCAGGAAUGCCUCGGACAUGUGACAUUUUGAUCAGAAAGUAUUUUUAAAAGUCUGUUUACAAUAACGCUAUAAUACUCUUUUUCGUUAGAUACAUUGACGAUUAAGGAUUUGUUCGAUGAUUUGGAUUUGAUGCGAGUGAUAACAAGCAUGCUGAAUGGGCCUGAUGAUUCACCCAUUAAGAACUACAAGUAUCUAGCUAGUGAAUGUCAGGUAUCCAGCGAUUUGUACCAGAGCCUUCAGCCACCCUGUCCAGAAAGCCCCACUGCAUUAGUGCUGGAGGAGAUCGUAAGUCAAAGACCAACUUUUACCAUGGAGCAGCUCCUGGCGAAUUUGCGCGACAUGGACCGCGUAGACGCCAUUCAGGGCAUUUCCUCCUAUUUUGUGGGUAAGAAGAUAGUUUACUCAAGCGAUAAACAGUAUGCCUUUCUUUUCCUCUUUUUGAGAUCAUUGUUCGGUCUGCAUGGAUAAUGAUCUUAUGGCUUUGGUAACACGUUUAUAGACCACAUAUGCGUCAAUAAGACUUGAGUCUGUGAGAGACUAGGCAUAAGAAUGACUACUUAUUACUCUCCUGCUUGUUCAAUUUUUAUUAAUUUAUAUGUUUUCUUUACUACAGAGGAGGAUAUACGAGCAAUGAAGAGAAAACUACGGAUUGAGUAACGUGUCUUAGCCAGCCAUGCAGGUAUCCUGAGGACCGUUCAGGCUCCUAGAGACGUUUUAAAAAACUAAUGACUCUUUUGAGGUUCUGUCUAGAUAGCCAGGACAGGAAUAUAUGGAUUGGAAGGAAAUUGCUAUUCAUAGCCUGUGUAGUUGUUAGGUUUUGGAUCGACUUAGCGCUCGAUGAAACCGACAAGAACGAGCGUAUAAAAUUGCCAGAUGUGUCGUCGGCUUAAGUUUUCCACCGUGCACUUUCUAGACAUGGUGCUUUGGGUAUUUUAUUAAUGUGAAGCAUAAUUAUUGUCAGUUGUCUAUCUUGAAUGAAACCCGCCUUAUUUUAGAGGUGGCCAGUGAUAUUCAAAGAAUAGAAUAUUUUCCCCUUAAAUCUGAUUGUGAUUUUACAUGUAUUUCAAAAGAAUCAUUUCUUAAGCAUAGGAAGGAAAAAACUAAAACAAAUAAGCGAUUAUAAAACCAGUACAUUGAACGCCCAUAUACUUACUGCACUGCGAGAGUGUGCAUGAAUUCAAUCUCAAAUCUUAAAUGGCAUCGUACUUGAUUAAAUAUCACGAGAUUUCAACAAAAUAUAUGUAUCGUGAUACGGUUAUUUGUUGGACGAGGGUGACAAUUCAGAAGGAAAAUGUGACACGAAAUUUUAUUAUUAUUCCAUCGUAAAGAAAUCGAUGGCUAUUGUCACAGUUUGUACUGAAAGAUGAAUUGAUGAAUAAAUGCUAC